Molecule: messenger RNA, 1200 nt
Organism: Colletotrichum orchidophilum
Lineage: Eukaryota; Fungi; Ascomycota; Sordariomycetes; Glomerellales; Glomerellaceae
Exons: 1
Coding region: 1-1200 (399 amino acids)
Source: RefSeq, a predicted model, not a curated record
AUGAUUUCCUCCCUGUCAGAGAUGAAGAACGUCAGGUCCCCCCUGGACCGUCUCCCCUUGGUCAUCCAACAGCCUUCCUUCUUUGAGAAUCCGACCCUGCAUCUCUCGUCACGGUCGUCUCUGUCGAUGAGGGGUGCAAGGAAUACUCCCGCGGCGGCGGUGGCGGACGACGCUGGCAGUGAUGCGGAUGCGGAUGCGGAUGCGGAUGAUCCUAGGGAACGAAAGGAUAGCGUCAUGGCCGACGCGGACGUGGACGACUCCGUUGGGAAGAGGUCGUCGUCGUCAUCAUCAUCAUCGUCGAUGGGGAGCGAAGAGAGGAUAAAGGCUACGGUCCGCAAGUUGGUUAGGGAGUUUGAUGAAGAGGGUGAGAGUAGUACCGCGCCUACUGAUGACGAGAAGGCGAAGGCGAAGGAGAAAGACAAGGAGAAGUUCAAGGAAAAGGAGAAGGUGAAGCAGAUGGGGAGGAGGAAGAGAGAGUCCGGGACAGGAGAGACGAUCUCGAGCUCGGAGGCUUCGUCGGGCGGGGAGGGUCGACAGGCCAAUGGUGAGAAGGGCAACAAGAGGCGGCAGACGGCUCUCUUUAUCAAACCAGAGCCCCCUCGACCUUCGCCGCCGACGCCGCCUACUACUACUCCCAAGCCCACCGGCGUAUUCCCGCCGGAGCCAAAGAAGAAGAAGAAGGGCAAGAGCAUGGAGAGAAACAAGGCUACGGGUCAAGAGGGCGAAGGGGACGCCGCCCUUUUGGUCUUGCCAAAGGCGCCGUGGUGCCACCAGAGCGGCGGCUGCCGCCAGAAGCGGGGACGCCGGAGGAGGAAGAUGGCGUGGUUCGCGGCGCGGUCGGUCGAGAGACUGCGUCGGCUUCUCGGUAAGGAGGGUGCGGAAGGGAAGAAGGGGAAGGGGAGGGCGACGUGUCGGAUCUGCGGCGACGAGUUGGGGUUCACGGUGGAGCGGGCGGAGUGGAAGGAGGACAGAGAUGUGGCGGUUGCUGUCGCGGAGGCGGAGGCGGUGGGUACGACGUCCAAUCGUGGGCAGAAGAAGCUGGACGUGGAUUUGGAUGGGCAAGGGUAUGAAGUCGCUCGAAGAUCGGAGGACGGUGUCCGGACCGAGUCGGAUGUGACGACGGCGGCGACGGAAUCACGCUCAACGUUGGCGACGGUGCGUCUCACAGAGAUCCCAGAGGCGUGGUGGACGACAAUGUAG